AAACCCUAUGAAUGUAAUCAAUGUGGUAAAGCCUUUUCACAACACAGUUAUCUCCAACGUCAUAAAAGAACACAUACUGGAGAGAAACCCUAUGAAUGUAAUCAAUGUGGUAAAGCCUUUUCACAAUACGGUCAUCUCCAAUAUCAUAAAAGAACACAUACUGGAGAGAAACCCUAUGAAUGUAAUCAAUGUGGUAAAGCCUUUGCAUAUCUCAGUAGUCUCCAAUGUCAUAAAAGAACACAUACUGGAGAGAAACCCUAUGAAUGUAAUCAAUGUGGUAAAGCCUUUGCACGUCACAGUCAUCUCCAACGUCAUAAAAGAACACAUACUGGAGAGAAACCCUAUGAAUGUCAUCAAUGUGGUAAAGCCUUUGCACAAUACAGAUAUCUCCAAUAUCAUAAAAGAACACAUACUGGAGAGAAACCCUAUGAAUGUAAUCAAUGUGGUAAAUCCUUUUCACAAUACAGUCAUCUCCAACAUCAUGAAAGAACACAUACUGGAGGGAAACCCUAUGAAUGUAAUCAAUGUGGUAAAGCCUUUGCACAACUCAAUAGUCUCCAACGUCAUAAAAGACCACAUACUGGAGAGAAACCCUAUGAAUGUAAUCAAUUUGGUAAAGCCUUUUCACAAUACGGUCAUCUCCAAUAUCAUAAAAGAACACAUACUGGAGAGAAACCCUAUGAAUGUAAUCAGUGUGGUAAAGCCUUUGCACAUCUCAGUAGUCUCCAAUGUCAUAAAAGAACACAUACUGGAGAGAAACCCUAUGAAUGUAAUCAAUGUGGUAAAGCCUUUGCACGUCACAGUCAGCUCCAACGUCAUAAAAGAACACAUACUGGAGAGAAACCCUAUGAAUGUCAUCAAUGUGGUAAAGCCUUUGCACAAUACAGAUAUCUCCAAUAUCAUAAAAGAACACAUACUGGAGAGAAACCCUAUGAAUGUAAUCAAUGUGGUAAAUCCUUUUCACAAUACAGUCAUCUCCAACAUCAUGAAAGAACACAUACUGGAGAGAAACCCUAUGAAUGUAAUCAAUGUGGUAAAGCCUUUGCACGUCAUAGUCAUCUCCAACAUCAGAAACCUAAACAUACUGGAGAGAAACCCUAUGAAUGUUAUCAAUGUGGUAAAGCCUUUGCAGGUCACAGUCAUUUCCAGUAUCUUAUCUUCAUCAUGGAAGAAUUUUAA
Mus musculus (house mouse) is the source of this 1179-nucleotide messenger RNA. Its product is annotated as predicted gene, 38704. Lineage: Eukaryota; Metazoa; Chordata; Mammalia; Rodentia; Muridae. The transcript has 3 exons. The record is from RefSeq and is a predicted model, not a curated record. The annotation marks the transcript as partial.